This is a messenger RNA of Telopea speciosissima, 1353 nucleotides long. Its product is annotated as methylsterol monooxygenase 1-2-like. Bases 157 to 1041 code for a protein of 294 amino acids. NCBI's taxonomy places the organism in Eukaryota, Viridiplantae, Streptophyta, Magnoliopsida, Proteales, Proteaceae. The record is from RefSeq and is a predicted model, not a curated record. The transcript has 5 exons. Gene Ontology annotation, biological process: sterol biosynthetic process. Gene Ontology annotation, molecular function: C-4 methylsterol oxidase activity; iron ion binding.
UACACCUCCGAUUUGCGCGCACUCUCGCACCUUCCCUCUUCCUCUCUCUCGCGAACUAAACCCUAACAAAUCUCUCUCUCUUCUUCUGGAUGUUUUCUUCUUGGUCGGAUUGAUCUCCUUGUCUGCAAGAGGAUUAAGGGACCAAGGGGAUCAACAAUGCUGCCGUAUCAGACCAUACAAGAAGCGGAGGUAGCUUUCGCCAGAGAGCUGACAUUCGCCGAGAAGCUAUGGUUCAAUUACUCAGCCAAGAAGUCGGAUUACUUCCUCUACUGUCACAACAUUCUCUUCUUGUUCUGCAUCUUCUCUUUGGCUCCUCUGCCAUUGGUCUUCAUGGAACUGAAGCGAUCUAAGAAAAUCGACAAGUUCAAGAUUCAGCCCAAAGUGAGGCUCUCUUCCUCUGAGACGUUUAGAUGUUACAAAGAAGUCAUGCGGAUGUUCAUACUCAUCGUCGGUCCUCUGCAACUAGUCUCUUACCCCACUGUCAAGCUAGUUGGAAUCAGGGCAGGUUUGCCGCUGCCAUCGGGUUGGGAAAUUGUUAUGCAGUUGGUGGUGUAUUUUCUUAUUGAGGAUUAUGGGAAUUACUGGAUCCAUCGGUUGCUACACAAUAAAUGGGGGUACGAGAAAAUUCACCGCGUCCACCACGAGUAUACUGCUCCGAUUGGUUUCGCUGCUCCUUACGCUCAUUGGGCUGAGAUUUUGAUCCUUGGAAUUCCGUCUUUUGUUGGCCCGGCAUUGGUUCCUGGACAUAUUAUUACAUUUUGGCUGUGGAUUGCUCUGCGACAGAUGGAGGCUAUUGAAACGCACUGCGGGUAUGACUUUCCUUGGAGUCUCACAAAGUAUAUCCCCUUCUAUGGAGGUGCCGAGUACCAUGAUUACCAUCACUAUGUCGGGGGCCAAAGCCAAAGCAACUUUGCUUCAGUGUUCACCUACUGCGACUACAUUUACGGAACUGAUAAGGGCUACCGGUUUCAGAAGAAGCACCUCGCACAGUUCAAGGAGAAAUGGAGAAACGACACACAACAAGAAUACAAAUUGGAGUAGGUGUGGAACUUCAGUGCUCACUGCUUUCUGUUUCUCAUUGGAGCAUGAAUUUUCUACAUCAGUUUUCCAAGUUGAUAUCAUCCCAUAUCUGACGAGGUCAAAGCAUUGUCCACUAUUAUUAGUGAUUUAAAAAAGUUCUAAAUUUUUUAGUGGUGCGGGCAGGGUGAUUAACUGUUGUUACUUCAUUGUUGUGACAUUGUCUAGGGAAAGUUCUUUGCAAUUUCAGAGUUAAAAUCAUGUUUCAGUACCCAAACUUUGUAAGAUUGAUAUAAUUGAAAUUAAACAAUUAAAAAUGUAUUGGGAUCAUGACUC